AUGAGACGCUACGCUGCGUUGAUGGUAAUCGAUGCUGUUCUGCUGUCGACAAGUCAAGCCCUCUCGAGCUCUCACGCCAGCGAGUUACGCAGCCAGCUAUCUGCAGCCGACGCCAUGUUCCCUUCAGCUGAAAGGGAUGGUGGAAUCCCUAACAAACGCUCUUUGAGGCGAAUCUCAGUGACUGAGAGCAACGACGGUGAACGAGAUGAAGAGAGGGGCUUCCAAAUUUCAAUACUUACGAAGUUGCAGAAGUGGGCGACAAAGAUGAAACUACCCAAGACAACAAAGAAUCUGCAGUUUCGUAUUUGGCCCAAGGAGAAGAAGGACCCCAAGGCUGUGUAUGCGGAGCUCAAGUUGGCAGGAUUGGAUCCCAAGGCCGCGAAAGCAAAUCCGGAGUUUGCAGACUAUCUGGCGUACUCCAAGAUUUGGAACCAUCGGGGUGGUCGAUACAUGACACGAUCGUAG
Molecule: messenger RNA, 465 nt
Organism: Phytophthora infestans T30-4
Lineage: Eukaryota; Oomycota; Peronosporomycetes; Peronosporales; Peronosporaceae
Product: secreted RxLR effector peptide protein, putative
Exons: 1
Coding region: 1-465 (154 amino acids)
Source: RefSeq, a predicted model, not a curated record